This is a messenger RNA of Esox lucius (northern pike), 7581 nucleotides long. RefSeq lists its product as uncharacterized. Gene Ontology annotation, biological process: regulation of transcription by RNA polymerase II. The coding region runs from base 405 to 7472 and encodes 2355 amino acids. Gene Ontology annotation, molecular function: DNA-binding transcription factor activity, RNA polymerase II-specific; RNA polymerase II transcription regulatory region sequence-specific DNA binding. NCBI's taxonomy places the organism in Eukaryota, Metazoa, Chordata, Actinopteri, Esociformes, Esocidae. Gene Ontology annotation, cellular component: nucleus. The transcript has 7 exons. The record is from RefSeq and is a predicted model, not a curated record.
UGUUCGUGUAAUGAGACAGACGCGGAGAUGUAUGGGCGGAAGAAUCCAACACAGAUAAUGUUAUAGACGGACUUAGUAAUCAUGCGUGCAGGCACACAGCAAUGCAUAGGUGCAUUUGUGUUGCAAAUGCGUGAAAUCCGCGUAAUGUAACUAGAAUAUACCUUACAUAAAUGCAGCUCUGAGCUGUACCAAAAAGAUAGUAUCAGGACAAUGGAGACUGAACAACUGGGUUGCCCAUUCAGCAAAACGCGGUGUUGUGGACCGUUCAGAUAGUAUAUACCUGUAGAGCAUCCUUAUAUGCCAUGUAGAAUAAUUAAUCACGUCGGCUCUACGCGGUAUUUCUACAAGCAACAAUACUUUUCUGCAUCCUACGGAACAUUGGCCAGGGAAUUAUUUUUACAACCAUGGACCAACCUUCUGUGGAUGAGUUGGGAACCAAGUGUGUCAUGCAAAACCCGACACAGUCAGUGGAGACAGGUGGACAAGCAGUGGCGACUGAGGAACAACCAAUUGGUUCAGGGGUGCAAACAGUAGAAACAGAGGAACAUUCAGCAGUGACAGGAGACCACCACCUGGAAACGAGCCAGCAACCAAUUAGUGAACUGCUACCUGUGUCAGGGGUGGAGGCUUUAGAGAGUGGUUUGGACUCCAACGCCACAACAGAGAUAAUACUAGAACUAUCCGCUGUUCCGAUAGACUUUGGUGCCCCUGAAGAGGGGAAACAAGACCCAUAUGAAAAUGCACAGGAGAAGACACAUGUGGAUUGUGUAGCCACUGUUGAGAGAAAGAAUAUUCCCCCCAAGAAAGACAGAUUAGAGCCACUCAAGAUUGACAUGUCCAGGUCAUCAACAGGUUUAAUGCCUCUCACAUCAUCACAGAUCUCUCUGCAGUGCAUGGAGUGUUACAUCAUCUUUAGUGACCACAAGAGCAGAAUGCGCCACCUCAAGCAGAGACAUCCGGUACAGUAUGAGCAGUGCAUGUUGGGGGAUGCCCUGUUUGCCUGCUACGUCUGUGACCGCCACUUCACCAACUCCAGUGAACUGAUGCUUCACCAGCGUGCUCACACGGAAAAGCAGCCCUUUAAGUGCCCCAUCUGUGGUGACGCCUUCAGACGCUCCUCUGAGCUCACCCUCCAUAAGAAGGUCCACUUCGGUCGGCAUGGAUACGCCUGCUCAGACUGUGGAAAACUCUGCAAGACACUCACCUUACUGAAGUAUCACCGCCGCACACACACCGGGGAGAGGCCUUACGUUUGCAAGGAAUGUGGCAAGAGGUACAGCAUGCCCAAGGCUCUACAGAGACACCUGCUGACACACUCGCCAGGAGGGGUGGAAACGGAAGGUGACGGGAUCACACCACUGACAAAGGCCCAGCUACAAAAGAAUGAUUGCACUACAGCGGUGAAAUAUCUUUGCUCCAUUUGCAAGGCACCCUUCAAAACUGUAAAGACACGGCUGUAUCAUAUGAAACGCAAGCACAGUUCAUGUGUUGCAGCCCCUACCAACAUCACUAGGACCACCACCCCACUAACUGGCCAACAGAUGAAGCCAGGUCAGUCCAUCGUGACCCAGGCUCCCAUGGGCCAGCCAAACUAUUUUCACAUGGAACCCCAUGGACCUCUCCAACAAGUGGACAACAUUGACACCGAGCAAAUCCGUAAACUAAUAGAAUCUUUGGGGAAUGUGCAGAAAGUGAACCAGGUGGUGAUUUUGGGACAGGUGCCGCCCCAUGGUCAACCUUUGGAUCUACAGCAGCUACAGGGUAUAGGGGAGCCAGUGCAACUAUGUUUUACGCAGCCACAAUUUACAGAGCUCAAACAGACUGGGGUUGGAGAGAGCGAAUCUUUAGAACUGGAACAGGUAAAGCCACAAUGUGAUUCAGGGGAAGAAACUAUUACAUUGGAACCUGUACUAUCAAAUGACCAAAUGGAUACCCGUUUAGAUUCACAAACACAGGAGGAUACAAACACGGUGCCAACUGAGCAUAAUGGAUUAACAAAAGAGCUGAAUCAAAUGCAUGUAGAUAUGAUUCAGCCAGAGUUACUUGGACAGGCAGGGCCGACAGUUGAUUUAGAGAACACUAUGAUUCAGACUGAACAGAUGAUUGGUCAGUGUGAAACAGUUGAGCUGGGCCAAACACCUGAACAAAGUCAAACAGUUGUAUUUGAACUCACUCCCUCACUUAUACCAACUCUGGAGUUGGAACAGACGCAAACUGACCAACAGGGACUUAUAUCUGCUUCUUCACUACCAACAAUUGAAUUUGAGCCGACGGCUGAGCACGAUCAAAUGGUUAAGGGAGAAAAUGUGUGCGUCCCUUCACUCAUACCCACAGCUGAAUUAGAGCUGCCACCAUUACAAACUGAUCAGCAGGAGCUUUUUACUGUUGAUACCACUAAGGAGGUAGACUGUCCACAAACUCCUGGACAAUUGGAAACAAGCCAAUUAGGGGAGUCAUCCUCAGAGUUUGAAACAUUGCAGUUAAAUCACAGACAUUCUUUUGGAGAGGAAGGACAUACACAACAGACAGAAGUGCCAGAAACAGUGGAGAAACCACUGCUAGAAGAUGAGAAUGAGAAGCAGUGUGUAUUGCAGACAUCUUGUGAAGGAAGGGAACUAUCAGCAUCAGAAGAGAGGAAAACAUUAAAGGAUCAAUGUGCAUCGGACAACUUGUCUAACAACCGAGAAGUGCAACCACACACUCAGACGUCUCAAACAGUCCUUCCUCCUUCAGAGACAAAAAAGCUUCCACAGACUUCACAACUGCCUGUGCAUUUGAUGUCAGUACAAGAAUUUGUAAAAGUGAGGAAGAGAAAACAGUCUGAUAACUCUAUAAUGCAAGGAAAUAUGCAACAACAGAGAGCUGAUUUGAAAGCAAAGCCCACCAAACAGCCAAGAGCAAAGAAUGCCCGUCUGGUUGUAAAGUUUAGUCCUAAAGAGAAGCAGAAGAAGCCUUCACAGAUGUCUAAGCUGCCUCGGAAAGAAGAGCUCAUACAAGACGUGGACCAAACGCCUGUCAAAACUCAACUUGAUAAAGUGCCCUUAAAACAAAAGGCUUGUAAAGGGAAAAAGGUAAAGAAACCAAACUCUAUUUCUAAGUCAAAAAUCAAAUCCCCGCCUGUCUUCUGUGACUCACAAGUGCAGCAAGUCGUGCAGGCAGAAGAGCAGGUGCAGCAAGUGAAGCAGGGGAAGAAAGUAAAAAGGCAAAAAGAUGUCACUAGUGAGAAUCACGCUGAGCAGAUUAUUGAGCAGGAAUUAAUAGCUCGACCCAAGCCCAAGAAGAAGAAGAAGCAGCAGCAGCAGCAGCAGCAGACGAUAACACAGGAGGACCAACCUAAGAAAUUAAAAGCCAAAAAGCUUUCAAAAAGUGGGAGAAAGAGAAUGAAACAGAGUAUGAAAACAAGCCCGGUGUUAGAACACCCUCAAAUAGAGCAACAGUCUCUGCUUCUACUGAAGGGUCACAAACAGCCCCAAUUGAAAGUUUACAAAUUAGAUACCUCGAAAGCACCCCAGGGACAAAUAGAAGAGACCUCACCAAGUGAAUCCCAAACAGAUCUCCAGCAAGACCAAGACACUGCACCCAUCCAGAAGAAUAAAGGUCCAAAAUGUAAACUUAAACUGAUAGUUGCUGGAGGGAAAAGAAAAGUAGGGAGGCCCAAAAAGAACCAAACGGCACUCUCUAUUCUGGCUCCGUUAAAGGAUACCUCUUGUUCCUCUGACACAUCACCAUCCAAGCCUAAGACCAACAGAAAACGUAAAGCCCCAGAAGUGGAAACUGAGGGGAUCAUCACAGGCUCUCAUCCCCACCGAGCCCUUGAGUGUAAAGACUGUGGCGAGAGGUUCUCUGAUGUCUCAUCCCUCCAGGAGCACAAGGUAGCCUUGCAUGCAGUGGAGAGCCCAGGUCUCACCUACACGAACGGCAACAUCUUUGAAGGUGUUUUGAGGUCAGAUCUAGGCCAACCUCCACUAAAAGUGACUAAAGAGGGAACUGAAAAUUCAUCAGGUCAAAAAUCAUUUGGAAUGGAGGUAGCAUCUGACUGGGAUAUUGAAGUUGAUAUGAAGGAGGUAGGGUUGAAAGAAAGAGGGGAGCGAAUCUCUUUCCCAGCAUUGAACUCUUCCCCCUCUCUGCCUCUGGUUGUUUCUCUUGAAGCUGAUCAACUGGAGGACAUGGAGAAGAACAUAAAUAAAACUACAGAGGGUAUGGAAUCAUGUUCUCUUAUGGCUCCAAAUUCAACUCCAUCUAACUCCCGUUCACAAGAUAAAUUCUCUCAUCUGUCCAAAUCUGUACAAACCUUUCUGUCCGAGAAGAGUUCUUCUCACCUCACACCCAUUGUCCCACUACAUAGCCCUUCCAAAGCAGGGAACACUAAGACAGAGAAUGAGGGCAAUAUAAAUGAAACCUCUGGUGCCCCCGUACCUACUGCGUCUUCUGAUCACCUAGCACCUACUGAGGAGGACAUCAAAGAGGAGUUACUACUUGAGGUGGAUUUGGUCACUGUUGGGGAUGGGGAACAAAAUGUGGAGGAGCUCCAUGAAGGAAGUUCCCAAAAUGACAGAUCCAGUCUUCCUGAACAUAAAGAUCUUGGUCUUCCUGCACAUGCUCAGAUUGAAAAUGUUAAUAUAACUGAAAGAAUACUAAAUGAUCAGAGCGAAUCCUGCCCCUCAGACCAGCCGGACAUUAAGCAAGAAGAGGAGGAGAUUCUGGUGCAGAUGAGGGAUGUACAGAAAAGGGGAGUGUGCAGAAAGACUGCAUUCAGGGGCAGGAGAAAAGUAAUUGGACAUGGAAAGAAAGUUUUUGCAACAAGGAAGAGUCUAGGAGAGGGAACGAAGGAAAUGGAACCCGAGAAAGAAACCGAGGAAUGUCAGGUAGUUUACCAGCUGUAUUCGCACACUAACAAUAUUGAAAUUAAGGACGAAGCAGAGUUCACUACUCUUCAUCCGGCUCCGUCAUCUCUCAGUUUAGAGAGUGAGAUCAGAUCUAGCCCUGGGCAACGUGUGAUAGCCGUUCCAUGUCCAUCUGAAUCCUGCGUCCCGUCACCUGAGGAAUCCUCUGAGGAUCAGGUGGUUUUCGAGCUGGAAUCAGUCACCACCAGUGUGGUGGAGGUUUUAAAGGAGGAAGACGGGACGGUAAACGAGAGCGCUCCAACCGACCAGGAUGACAGAGAUACUGGCCAGUCCCCAGGCAUCAUACUGGAGAGGUUCUUCACGUCGAGGCAGAGAGAGGCCACUGCAAGGGAGCAUGGAGUGGCAGACCCGGGAGAUCGGGAUGUCAAGUUGGAGAACACCUCAGAUUUAGUUUCUGUGCCACCUACAUCUCAUGCUACGCACAGAGUGGAACAGUGUGGGGUCCGGAUGUAUUUGUUUGAACAGGAAAGCUCCCUGGUUUCAAAUAGCCCAGAGAUAAGUCAAGACAAUACGCAAACCGAAUUAAAUGCGGAUCAGAGCAAUGCUAAGCAGUGCAUAUUCUAUCCAGUGAAGGAGGAGGAGCCUUCUCAGAGUGAACGUGAUAUGCCAGCAGUUGUGGUGCCUGGAGAGGCCAAACUCAAUCAUCCAGUGGACAAUCUACACAUGACCCAUCCUGCACUCGAGGAGUGUGAGGUUAAGAGACAGAAAGCAGUGCAGUCUGGAAUUGAGAUCAAUGAAUAUGGAGAAGGUGACCUGGACAUUGAGCAGCAAGAAACUGAGGAGCUUCUGGAAUUCCUACUCCAGAGUUCUGAUGAAGAAUCAGAGGUUAUUGAAUGUUCUGAUGCACAGCCUGACUCUGAGGCUCUAGUUAUGGCAUGUUACCAUGACAGCCAAAAUCCUACAUCAUCACAUUACUUACCAAACAACUUUCAAACCACCGAACGCCAGGCUCCUUCAGGAAAUACCGGAGAAUCCCAGACAAGGACUGGCUACAUGAAGCCUAUUGAUUACUUCUCCAAGUAUUUUGGUUGGGACACUUGGGUUGAGAUUGCCCAGUGCACAAAUAAAGUGUCCCAACUGUCGAACCCAUUGACGGCAAAUGAAGUGGCUCAGUAUGUUGGAAUCCACAUUGCCAUGGGAACGUUAAAGUUCCCCAGUCUCAAGUUGUAUUGGCAGGACCUCACCAGGGUGCCUCUGGUUGCUGACACCAUGACGGCCUCUCGCUUCUCCCAACUCUCCUGCAAACUGAAACUUGCAUCACCAGCGCCAGCGGGAGAGUCCAUGGACAGUAACGAAUUGGGACACAUUGGUAAUACUGACAUAACGAAGGAGGGAGUCAACAUAUGCAACCCAGUCACUGCUCUACAUAUCCCAACUAAUCCUGCAUAUGGCACAAUCAGAACUGAACUGGAUGGGAGUGGCCACACACUUCCAAGCAGCUGCAGCCCUGUUGAAGCCGUUAGCCCUAUGUCAGUAAAAUCGGCAACAGUGAAGCCCACAAUCCUUCACAGCAAUAGGCAUAGGUCUGGGAACGUGUCACCCAGCCAGAACUUGAAUAGUUUGAAAAUGGAUCCCCUUUGGAGGGUUAGACCGCUACUGAACCGCGUUCAGGCUGGAUGCCUGAUGCUUAGACGAGAGGGUGACCAUGGAAUCGAUCAGUACCGUCUCCCUUUGACGUGUAGCCCGGUCAACAACACACAGCCCUCCUUGCACAGCACUGUCUUAGUUGGAUCUGAUGGCCUGGUCCUAGACUUCAACCUCAGUGUAGAUCUCUCUAACAAAGAAGCCACUGUUGAGAAAAUGGUCCCCAGAAAUGGGAUGGUCUAUCUUUGCAAGCAGGAACUCUCCACUCCCACCAUGCUGGAGCGCCUCCUCGAGGCUGGGGUGCAUGGAGCAGGCAAGGUGGGAGGAGCCAGAGGACAGAUAGGCGAUGAGUUUGUGAGCUCUGACGGGCGGCUAAUGCUGCGCAGGUUUGAUCUCGGAUUCAUCCUCUCCACUGUGGGAAAGACACAGCAGAACAUGGCGUCCCUCAUCGACAGCUUUGACAAGGCCCAGAAGGCAGCCAGCCUCAACAGUGACUUACGGAACCUCUACCGUACCCCGCUGUCAGCCUCAGCUCCAACUAGCUGGCCACAGGCUGUCCUGUGGUACCUAACUGAUUUAGCACUGGUAAACUCUUGGGUGCAGUACAGGCAGGAACACGGUCCUCUCCCUGAACUUCUGAACCUUAUGGGAUUCAGGUUGGAGGUCUCCAAGGCAUUGAUCCUGUCCAGCGGCUCGGACACCCAGGACUCAGCCCCUCCUCAUCCUCCUGCACAAAAAAUGCCCAACCCGGGGACAGCCCCAGAACCUGGUCUGUUACAAGAGAGUCCUCUCCCUGAUACGGCCACAAGGUAUGAUGGUUCAGGCCACUGGCCAGAGCAGCUUGGUGACGGAGAGGGUGGAAGGUGUCGAUUCGGAGGCUGUGAGCGAAUGUCCCGAGUACGUUGCCUCAAGUGUUGUGUUUUUCUCUGCAUCUCUCGCAACCACAAUUGCUUCUUGGGUUUCCACAAUCAAGGGAGUUUCUGAAGCUGACACAGCAAAGAUCAUUCAUUUGAGUUGUGUAGGUACAACCCCGUUUCCAAAAAAGGUAGGAUGCUGUAUAAAAUGCUAAUAAAACAAUGCAAUGAUGUGCAAA